Messenger RNA from Pelagomonas calceolata, 866 nucleotides. NCBI's taxonomy places the organism in Eukaryota, Pelagophyceae, Pelagomonadales, Pelagomonadaceae. The record is from the annotation of a GenBank genome assembly.
UGCUGCGUCCGCUGGCACACUGGAGUGAUGCAGCUUGUGUUGGCAUGGAUUGCAGCGGCCACAGCGAUGACCCCACAGCGCGCAAUCGUCGUGGGAGGCAGCUCCGGAAUGGGUAAGGCGGCGGCAAAGCAGUUUGUGAAGAAUGGCGGCCACGCGUUGCUCGUAUCGCGUAGUGCCGACAAGCUGCAGCGCGCGCGCGAGGAGAUUAUGCGUGAGACGGGCGCCGACGCGUAUGCGGUGGACACGGCGGCCGUCGACGCCACCGACGAGGCGUCCGUCGCAGCGUUCGCGGCGGGACUCGCUCCCGACAGCUACGAUGCCUUGGUCGUCUCGGCGGCGGGCCGGGCGCCGCAUGGACCCGUCGCCGAGCUUGACGUCGCGGACGCUCGAGGCAUGAUGGACUCUAAAUUCUGGACGGCGUGGCACUGCGCCAAGCACGUCGCGCCUGUUCUCGCCGACGGCGGAUCGAUCACGUUUGUUGCGGGCGUCUUGAAUCGACGGCCGGGCAAGAACUGCGCACCUCUGGCCGCGACGAACGGCGCACUGGAAGGCUUGACUCGUUCCCUGGCUCUGGACCUGGGCCCUCGAUUGCGAGUGAAUUGUAUGUCUCCCGGCUUCUGCGAUACGGAGCGCUUCGAUCAUAUGGAUACCGAGAGGAAGGCGGCGAUGCUCGCCAACACGGCGGCGUCGCUACCGCUCCAGCGAGUAGGGGAGCCCGCGGACAUGGGCGCGGCGAUCCACUACCUCGCGUCGGCACAGUUCGUCACGGGCGUAGUCCUGGACGUCGACGGUGGGCACGGCGUCCGCCAAUACGCGGACGCGGCGACGGACCCGAUGAGGCGUGGGGACGGGUAAUUCGAUUCUGC